ACAAACCGUGAGUCACGCCGAGACUCGCUCGAGCGCCGGUGGUGGUUCCGUUGGUGUACGUCACGGAUCCUCAUAUUUAUUCAGCGAGGAGGCAGCGGCAUCGACUGAACUGGCUGCUUCUGGUUUCAAGACACAUAAAUACAAAGAGAGACGCUGCGAAUAUACAAAGAACCGAGGAACGCUCUCCGCUUUACGCUGAAGACGACAAAGUCCGAUUCCCUAGAAGAAGAGUUUGGACGGCAUGCAAAGUUGUGAAAUAUCUUCAGACAGCACUGAUGAUCCUCUUAGUAGUGCCUUACACAGAAAACGACAACCACGAAUAGUAGUAAUUGGUGCGGGCUUGGCCGGCCUUGUCACCACCAAAACCCUCUUGGAGAGCGGCUUCACCAAUGUCACGGUGCUAGAAGCCUCAGACCGUAUCGGAGGCAGAGUGCAAAGCAUUCAGCACGGUAAAACCACUUUGGAACUUGGAGCAACCUGGAUUCAUGGGGCAAAUGGGAACCCCAUCUACCACCUGGCUGAGGACAAUGGGCUGCUGGAACACACCACAGAGGAGGAGAGGAGUGUGGGCCGCAUCAGCCUCUACACCAAGAAUGGUGUGGCCCACUACCAGACCAACAAUGGCAAGCGGAUCCCAAAGGAUCUGGUGGAGGAGUUCAGUGAUCUGUACAAUGAGGUGUACGAGCUGACUCAGGAGUUCUUCCAGAAUGGAAAGCCUGUGGGAGCCGAGAGUCAAAACAGCGUGGGGAUCUUCACUCGGGAUGUUGUGCGCAAGAAGAUCAUGCUUGAUCCCUAUGACUCAGAAAGCACCAAGAAACUCAAGUUAUCUAUGCUACAACAGUACCUCAAGGUGGAGAGCUGUGAAAGCAGUUCCCCCAGCAUGGAUGAAGUGUCUUUAAGUGAGUUUGGCGAGUGGACCGAGAUUCCCGGCGCUCACCAUGUCAUUCCUGCUGGUUUCAUUAAAAUCGUUGAGAUCCUAGCUCAGGACAUCCCGAGUCGCGUCCUCCGCUUCAGCAAGCCUGUCCGCCGCAUCCACUGGAACUGCAGCUCCCAUGAUACAGAGGAAAUUGUAGACCAGGUCGACCAUAACCAGGACCAACGGCCCAGCCAUUCUCCAGUCUGCGUGGAGUGUGAAGACGGCGAGUGUCUGCUGGCAGACCAUGUGAUCGUAACAGCCUCUCUUGGGGUUCUGAAGAAAGCUCAUGAGACUCUCUUCUCCCCGGGACUGCCAUUAGACAAGGUGCAGGCCAUCCAGAAACUGGGCAUUAGUACUACUGACAAGAUCUUUCUGGAGUUUGAGGAGCCCUUCUGGAGCCCCGAGUGCAACAGCAUUCAGUUUGUGUGGGAGGACGAGGCACAACUGGAGAGCCAGGCAUACCCAGAAGAGCUUUGGUACAGAAAGAUCUGCAGCUUUGAUGUGCUGUAUCCACCUGAACGCUAUGGCCACAUGCUGAGUGGUUGGAUCUGCGGAGAAGAGGCCCUGCGCAUGGAAAGGUGUGACGAUGAGACUGUGGCGGAGAAAUGCACUGAACUACUGCGUCAGUUUACAGGGAACCAGAAUAUUCCGAAACCAAGGCGGAUCCUGCGCUCCUCAUGGGGCAGUAAUCCUUAUAUCCGGGGUUCUUACUCUUUUACUCGAGUUGGCUCCAGUGGCAGAGAUGUGGAGAAGCUAGCUGAGCCCCUGCCUUAUAUUAAGAACACUAAGGCUCCGCCACUACAGGUGUUGUUUGCUGGGGAAGCCACCCAUAGAAAAUACUAUUCCACUACCCAUGGUGCUUUGUUGUCAGGGCAGAGGGAGGCCAACCGCUUAAUCGAGCUGUACCAGUGCUCCUUCGGUGAAGAAACCACAAAGCCUAACAUUUAAAAUAAUCGCAACAACAACAAGAACCACUUACUAGUGACAAAAACAAUUGUGUUAUGUGCUAUCUGUGUUUCAAAUUAUGAAAUGAUUAUGUAUGAAAACCUAGUAGGGGCAUUAAUCUAAUAAAAAUAAAUCCUCUUUAUACUGUACUUAGAUUAGCACUUUUUAGAUUUUACUUGAGAUGUACUGUACAAGGCAGCCAUGUGGCACUUUCUCUAGUCCUUAUUUUUUCUUAUUAUUUUUAAUCAAUGUUAAUAUGUUUCUAUAAUUUAAUAUUUUUUUUAAGUGCCUUCUGUAUUUAAUGUUGUCUUUAAAAAAUUAACAAAAAAUAAUAAUAAUUUAAAGUAUAAAUAAAAAUGCAGUGUAUGGUAAUGUGAAGAAAAAUGUGUUUUUCUUUCCAAGUAUGUUUCAGCCUAUUAUUCCAUUUUUUUCUUUCCUUCUCUUACAAAAAUACAUUUCUUUGAAAUACAGAUGAUCGAACUAACUUAUCAGGCUUGUAAGAUUUGGGUCUUUUUAUAGCACUAUUCAGUGCAGAUUACAGAUUUUUUUUUUACAGUUUUGGCUCUGUACAACUAUACACUGUAGACUCUAAGGGGUCUGCUCUAUUUUAAAGACCACUGUAAGAAACAAGAUAUAAAUAAAAAUACAAAAUCUAGGCGACCACAAGAGGGCAGUGUUGACCUUUAAAAAAAAAAGAUUACUAAUAAUAAUAAUAAUAACAAUAACAACCUGCCACAAGGCUCCAUAUAAUGUUAACCUUCGGACAUACCAGUGGCAGAUCAUUAAUGUACAUACAGAAUAAGAUUGGGGAUAGUAUGGAGCCUUGUGGCAGGUCGGUCAACAGAGGGAGAGGGGCUCUUACCAAUACGAACAGUUUGUAAACGUUGAUAGAGAUAUGAUUUUAACCAUUUUAACACCUUAUCUGAGAGAUUAAAAGAAGAUAGUUUAGCCAAUAGGAGACGAGAGUUUACUGUGUCAAAUGUUUUUCUAAGAUCAAGGAAAACUGCUCCUACAAUGCUAUUGCUGUCAAGUGAUAACUUGAUUUUAUCAAUAAAGUUGCAAUGACUGCUUCCGUA
Molecule: messenger RNA, 2937 nt
Organism: Carassius gibelio (silver crucian carp)
Lineage: Eukaryota; Metazoa; Chordata; Actinopteri; Cypriniformes; Cyprinidae
Product: spermine oxidase-like
Exons: 7
Coding region: 242-1864 (540 amino acids)
Molecular function (GO): polyamine oxidase activity
Source: RefSeq, a predicted model, not a curated record